Molecule: messenger RNA, 270 nt
Organism: Miscanthus lutarioriparius
Lineage: Eukaryota; Viridiplantae; Streptophyta; Magnoliopsida; Poales; Poaceae
Source: the annotation of a GenBank genome assembly
AUGGCACUUUCCGCUCCCCGGCUGGUUGCCGGAGCUCUCGUGAUCCUGGCAGCUGUAGCUCUGGCCCGUUCAGACGCCGAGCAGCAGAGCCCCAGGCGCUACAAUGUCGCCGACGCGAUGGGCUCAGAGGACCGCACCGGCUCCGCCCUCGCCGCGUCCUGGGCGUCUAGUGAAUUAUGGGGUGCCAUUGCCGCCACCGCCGCCUUGCUCAUAGUCGUAGUCAUAGGUCAUAGCGGAGGUGCUGGUGUUUGUCGGCGUGUGUUGGCUUAA